Macaca mulatta (Rhesus monkey) is the source of this 258-nucleotide messenger RNA. Its product is annotated as diphthamide biosynthesis protein 3-like. Gene Ontology annotation, biological process: protein histidyl modification to diphthamide. Gene Ontology annotation, molecular function: metal ion binding. Lineage: Eukaryota; Metazoa; Chordata; Mammalia; Primates; Cercopithecidae. The record is from RefSeq and is a predicted model, not a curated record.
AUGGCAGUGUUUCACAACGAGGUGGAAAUCGAGGACUUCCAAUAUAAAGACGACUCGGAUACGUAUUUCUAUUACUGCCUAUGUGGAGAUAACCUCUCCAUCACCAACGAAGAUUUGGAGAAUAUGGAAAAUGUGGCAACGUGUCCUAGCUGCCCUCUCAUUAUAAAAGUGACAUAUGACAAGGAUCAGUUUCUGUAUGAAGAAACAGUCCCAGCCCCUUCAGCCAACCAAGAAUUAGUUAAAUUUGUUAAAUGCUGA